GUGUCGGUACAUCGCCACAAAGGGGCCAUUGUGUUGCCUUAGAACGAUCACACUGUUCGGAGGAUGAAUUAAACCGUAACCACAUUGGCUGGUCACAUGUAGAGCCAUGAAGAAAAGACCAAUGUAAAUUGAUACCGACCUUCAUCCAUUCAGCCAACGCGCGCUGUGCAUGCUUGCUUGCGGUUUCCGAUCCUGGCCUUCCUUGGCCUUUUGUUAAUGCAGUGCGGCCCAAUCAGCGGCCAGAAAUGAUGGUCCACGCGCUGUCUGAAGAUAUUGCAACACGCACGCUGGCUCAGAUUCGUAGACUUGCCCAGUCCCUCCGAGCCAGAUGUUGCGCCCUCUACCGGUGACUAAUACAAAAACUUGCGUCGCCUAUAUGUAUAUACCAUACGAAAAUAAUCCCGUCACACCGGGGGAGACGUAACAAAAAUGUUUUAUUAUAUUUUUUAAAAAUUGUUGUAAUGUUUUUUUGUAUUUAAAGUUCUUUUCCUUUAUUUCAAACCUAUAAUUUGUUAAUCACGUUCAUAAGAUAUUUGUUUAAUACAUCGCUUCUCUUAGUGUUAGUUUUGUUUUCAAGAUCAUUAAACUUAUUUGAUAUCUUAAAACAAACGAAAGUGCAACAAAUAAACAUUAGUACUUCAUAUUAUCCUAAGUCUAAAGCAGACUUCGAAGAUAUCCUGUACAAUAAACACCCUCAACGUUCACACAAUAGAACUUGAGUGAAUGCGAUUUCCAAACGUUUAAGUAAUGGGAGACUUUUGACUAGUUCUAAUUUAUCGCAAGAGGGCGUGCUUCAACGGUCCCGGAAGUAAAGAGUUCGUAUUUUGUUGUCCUUGAUUCGUGCACAAGCAGUGCACCUCAUUCAAAGAAACCUUGCACCAAAUGCCUGGAUCUUGCUGUGCCGUGUUCGGAUGUUGCCACCGCGGAGGGCACACAUUUCCCAAGGACAAAAAAAUACGAAACCAGUGGAGACGGGCCAUCAAAAGGGAUAGUUUCAAACCCAUACGACCGUGGUGGCCAACGGCUAGCAGUCUUGUGUGCAAGGCGCACUUUUUGGACUCCGAUUACGAAGAGAAGUCAGUGCUGGGUUUCAAAGUGAACAAGAAAAAACUAAAGAAAACAGCUGUCCCAAGCCAGUUUGCAUGGAGUAAAGUAGAACCCUCUUCACCAGCACUGUCAAGAGAAAAACGACUGAAGGAACGGAAUGAAAAGAGAAGGCUUGAGAAAGAAGAAGUGAAACAGGAUGAAUGCAGAAAAGGGGAAUCAGCUGAGAAUGAUGCCGUCGUGCAAGAUCUUAAUCUUGCCAUGCAGGUUGACAUCGAGAGUGUUCCAGUCAUUCAGGAGGUACACAUUCAAACUGAUCCCCUGCCCAACUAUUCUACGUGCACUUCCGAAACACAGACAGAGUCUAAUCGUGGGUUUACGAUAGAGGAUUUCAAGACUGAUUCAGCAGGAGUGCAUUAUUACACAGGUCUUCAAGAUUACCUCACAUUUUCUGAUGUUUUAGCUUCAUUGGGGCCGAGUGCAUUUAAGUUGACAUACUUACACGGUGUACGACCCAGCAUCUGUGUACCAGAUCAGUUUUUUCUAACUGUUAUAAAAUGCAGAAGAUACACGCCAAACUUUGAACUAAGUCGUAUGUUCAAAAUAAGUGAGUCAGAAGUUUACUGUAUCUUUGUAACCUGGAUGAGAUUUAUGAGUCUUCAGUGGAGAGAGGUGGAUAUAUGGCCCAGCAGAGACUGUGUUAGUUUUUAUGCUCCAUCAGAUUUUAAGAGGAACUUCCCCACUACACGGACUAUCCUUGAUGGGUUUGAAUUUCCUGUAAAGAAACCCAAAGCUCCCACUGCUCAGCAAGUCACCUUUUCUACAUACAAAAAUCGCAAUACAGCAAAGUCAGUUGUUGGAGUGACCCCAGGGGGUCUUGUCAGUUAUAUGUCUUGUGCUUAUGGAGGUUCAACUAGCGACCGACAAAUAGCAGAACGCAGUGGACUGACUAGGAGAACAGAUCCAGGAGACGCCAUCAUGGUAGACAAGGGAUUUGAUAUCCAGGACACUUUUGCACCAGUAGAUGUCACCAUAAACAUCCCAACAUUCUUCAGGAAGAAGAAUAGAAUGUCAGGAAAGAGUGUUUUAAGGGAUAGGAAAAUUUCCAGUAAGCGAGUCCAUGUUGAGAGAAUUAUUGGUCUUGGCAAAACGUACAAAAUUCUCACACAGCCACUCAAUCAGACAGAGAUGACUCUAGCAUCUAACAUCGCAUUCGUUUGUUUCAUGCUGCUUAACUUCAGAAAAUGCAUCAUUCCAAGCAGUGCCUAAGGAGGUUUUCCUCAGUAGAUUUUGGUAGUCGUACCACCAUGGCAUCCGCAUUUCUCUAAUUGGGCGAUUCCAUGAAAAAGGGGACAUGGUUGUAAAAUGGAAAUUUACUUAUAUCUUCAGAACUACAAACAUCACAACAACAAGUGUGGUAUUAAAUUAAUGGGGACAACAAGAUCUUUCAUUUGAGUGGCAUGCCAGUGGGAUGGAAUGUAGUUCAGUGUGAUUUUUGUCCAAAAAAUUGUUUUGGGGCUAAAAUGGUGGAUUUUUGUGGUCAUUUUUGCACCUUGUUUUAACAUAUGAAACACGCAUGUUUAAUAUUGUGAUUUUUUUAUUUUAAGUCAGAGAGAAAGCUAGUAGGUGAGUUUUACCAAGACAAAUCGCAAUUAUUCCAACCUAAUUUUCCAUUGGCAGUGUAGCAAACAUUGAUGUUUCACAGAGUGUAACGUUUGUCACGGAAAUUGUAACGUCCGUCACAGGCUUAAAUGGCGGAUUUCUUCUAAAACCAUGUGAUUUUAAAAAUUGAAUAUUUUGUGCAGGCUACCUCAGACCAGCACACACUGAUGGAAAUACUAGGAUUUUUCGCAAGUGUGUAAAAUUCACAGGGAUUUGAACUGAGUGUCAAGAGUCAAAGGUGCUUGUCUUUUAAAUGUAACAUCCGUCACAAAAAUGUUUUGAAGUUUAAUGAAGGUUGACAGAAACUCAA
This is a messenger RNA of Patiria miniata (bat star), 3016 nucleotides long. RefSeq lists its product as uncharacterized. The coding region runs from base 883 to 2313 and encodes 476 amino acids. The record is from RefSeq and is a predicted model, not a curated record. The transcript is spliced from 2 exons. Lineage: Eukaryota; Metazoa; Echinodermata; Asteroidea; Valvatida; Asterinidae.